Molecule: messenger RNA, 657 nt
Organism: Oldenlandia corymbosa var. corymbosa
Lineage: Eukaryota; Viridiplantae; Streptophyta; Magnoliopsida; Gentianales; Rubiaceae
Source: the annotation of a GenBank genome assembly
AUGCCAUCACUUGAUCUUCACGGAUUUCAUGUUGUUGGUGCAUUGGUAGAAAUGAAUGUCAUGUGUGGGAACAUGGAGAGAGCUCGAUCGUUGUUUGAACAGCUGCCUAAACGUAACGUUGUUUCAUAUUUUUCAAUGAUUCAAGGGUUGUCGAUUCAUGGGCAUGCAUCUCAAGCUGUGGCGCUGGUUGAUAAAAUGCUGGAGGAAGGGAUUGUACCCAAUAAAGUUGCCUUCACAGUGAUCUUAAGUGCUUGCUAUCAUGCCGGUCUAAUUGACCAAAGUUGCCGUUAUUUUAAGUCCAUGGUUAAUCAAUACUUGCUCGAGCCUUCUUCUGAUCACUAUGCUUGUGUCAUUGACCUUUUGGGCCGAUCUCGAGAGCCCAAAAUAGCUUAUGAACUUCUGAAAUCGAUGCCUGUGGAACCACAUGCUGGUGCUUGGGGUGCAUUACUUAGCGCUUGUAAGUUACAUUGUGAACUUGAAUUAGCGAGGGAGGUAUACCGCAGACUUAUUGAGAUUGAACACUUUAAUACUGGUAACUACGUGAUGCUAUCUGACAUUUAUGCUGCUGCAAAUGAGUGGACCGAAGUUGCAGAUUUGAGGGGUAAGAUAAAAGAGAUGAGACUAUCGAAGAUACGUGGUGUUAGUUGGUGGACUUAA